AUGGUGAGUGCAGGUUACGGCCCAGGCUGCAAACAGACAGUCAGACCCAAUUCGUUUCAGAUCCAUUUCCUCCUGCAGCCGCUGACCAUCGACUGGCCGUUCGGAGGAACUUUGACUUCUGAGAAAAAGCACAGCGGGACUCUGUCCCACACCUCGGUUUUCCCACCUCCGUCCUUUUUCUUCCGCACGCCUGCACACGUCAGCUCCAUCAGACACUGUCCAGAUGUGUUCCUGAUCUCCGUGGAUGAGAGAGCCAAACAUGAUCAGCAGUUUCUCAGCCUCUCUCCGACGGCGGGGGGUUACAUCACAGGGCUCUGGCUGACAUGA
Molecule: messenger RNA, 327 nt
Organism: Menidia menidia (Atlantic silverside)
Lineage: Eukaryota; Metazoa; Chordata; Actinopteri; Atheriniformes; Atherinopsidae
Source: the annotation of a GenBank genome assembly